This is a messenger RNA of Phytomonas sp. Hart1, 908 nucleotides long. NCBI's taxonomy places the organism in Eukaryota, Euglenozoa, Kinetoplastea, Trypanosomatida, Trypanosomatidae. The record is from the annotation of a GenBank genome assembly.
GAACUUUAGUAUUGAUCCUCCUAGGUGUCUUACUGGACAUGAUGAUCAAAGCGCGCGAUGACCCAUGGCCGAAUGUGGCGAAGCACAUCGAGACGAUGCUGGCGGAGCUGACAGAGCAGCUGCAGCGCCUGAAUGAUAUGGGAAAUCCGACAAUUAUUGCGGAAAAUGAAGUAUUAGACGCCAUUGCUAACUGCAAAGAAGUUGUCGAGGACAUGCGCUUUGCGUACGAUAGCGCAGUGGAGCACCCGGAGUCCUUUUCCAUCCCCGUCGACGAAUUAGAGCGCCGCGCUAUGUGUCUUUGUAAUUGGGAGCAAAAUAUCGAGAAGAUGCAGCGAGCCGGUGGUAGCAUCCGCUCCGGUCAUCGCGCCCGAUUGCAAAAUAAUGGCACGGUGUUGAAAAAUUCGAAGAGCGAAGCCAACGAUUUCAUGGUCCAAGAGUUCAAAACCCAACGCCACAUUAUGCAAAGCGACGAGCAAACCUUGGAACGCCUUUCGGGUGGCAUUCAGCGUGUGAAGGAGACGGCGGUGAACAUCAACGAGGAGAUGGUAACUCAGGAGCACGUCCUAAAUGAUAUAGAUCGCGGAAUGUUUCGUGUGCAGACGCGACUUGGUAACACUGCCAAGAGAGUCAGUCAACUGAUUGAAAAAACGAGUGAUCGAGGGAAGAUGAUAUGCAUUACAGUGCUCUUUCUUAUUUUGAUCGUGCUCAUUUUCUUCAUUCUAAAAUAGGUUGGGGGAAUCAUUGUGGAGAAACCCCUUUUUGGCAAGGCCUUUUUCGGAGAAGGAAACUGCUUUAAUUACAUUUCAUAUUCCUUUUCCGUGUACGAUAUUCAUUUUUUACCUUCUUCGCUUAACUAUUCAGUCCCGUGCUUCUUUUACCUGGGACUAGGGUCCACCAACUUUCCUUGU